AUCUCUUCUCCUUCUUCCUCAAUUAAUUUCUCUCUCAUGGAUAAUCAUGCUAAUACUACUGCUCGCUUGUCUCAUAAGGAAUUAGCAGGUGGAGUGCAGGUGAAGUCUAUGGAAGAAAAGAAAGCAAUAAGAGCAGAAAAGCCACAAGCUUUGAACUGUCCCAGGUGCACUUCAUCACAUACAAAGUUCUGUUACUACAACAACUACAAUCUCUCUCAGCCAAGGUAUUUUUGCAAGACCUGUAGAAGGUAUUGGACUGCUGGAGGCUCUCUCAGAAAUGUUCCAGUUGGUGGUGCUUCAAGAAAGAACAAACGAUCAUCAUAUGAUGAUGAUGAUGAUCACAUCAUGAUCAUGCCUCCUGCAUCACAAAACCCUAGUCAUCAUCAUAUCAUCCAAAACCAUGGAUCUGCAUAUCACCUAAACUCCACAUGCUCAUCUAUGGGAUUCUUCAAGACUGGUAGUACUAGUGCAGGAAAUGAUUAUGAAACAGGAAUGAUGAUGAUGAUGAAUUCAUUCAUGCCAGCGUCUUCCAACGUUAACCCCAUGGUUUGUGUGGAUGGGUUUCAUAAAAAAUAUGAUGAUGAUGAUGAUGAUGAAAACAAUAUUAAUGAUCAUCAAGAUACAACCAACACAGCUGCUGCUAGUACAGGUGCAAGACUGUUUUUCCCCUUGGAAGAUUUGAAGGCAUCAACUAGUCAUCAAGUGCAAGGACCAGGAGAUGAUUCUAAUUCAUAUUGGAGUGGAGGGGGAUCAUGGUAAAUUAAUUACUUUUAAUCUACUGCUUUUCUUUC
Molecule: messenger RNA, 791 nt
Organism: Cynara cardunculus var. scolymus (artichoke)
Lineage: Eukaryota; Viridiplantae; Streptophyta; Magnoliopsida; Asterales; Asteraceae
Product: dof zinc finger protein DOF4.6-like
Exons: 2
Coding region: 37-759 (240 amino acids)
Biological process (GO): regulation of DNA-templated transcription
Molecular function (GO): DNA binding; DNA-binding transcription factor activity
Source: RefSeq, a predicted model, not a curated record